AAUUUAAUUAAUCUCUUUAUCUUGACCUAUUACAUUCUUCUCUCAAUAUCCCGUAACUAUGGAAUCAGAACCACCAUUUCAAGAAAUCUACAAGACCCUUUUCGUAAACUUCUCGGAAGAAGGUACUAACUCAGAGAGUGUGCAUGAGAAAAAACCUAUGAUCCUCGACGAAUAUGAGAUCCCACUUGUUGAUCUUAGUCGUUUAAGUCUCUGCAACUUGGAACAGAAAGAGGGCAAGAGAGAGCUUGCUAGUGCUGCAAACCAGUGGGGGCUUUUCCAGGUUGUGAAUCAUGGUGUUUCUUGCGAUGUCUUGACAAGGUUGCAGCGCGAGCAAGUGAAGCUUUUCCGGCAACCAUUUCAGAAUAAAGCUUUGAACUCAUUGGCAGACUAUUACAGUUGGGGGGCUCCUAAUGCUGCUACUUUUAUGCAGUUCUCUUGGUCUGAAGCUUUUCAUAUUCCUCUCAACAACAUGCCGGUUUUGAAAGAAUUCAAUAGUAAUCUAAGCACAACAAUUGCUGAAUUUUCUGAAGUGGUUUGUGAGCUGGCUCAAAGAAUAGCUGAAAUAUUAGCAGAGAAUGUUGGGUGUAGAUCCACUUUCUUUGCAAAAAAUUGCCAACCUAGCUCAUGUUAUGUGAGAAUGAACAGGUACCCACCAUGCCCAGUGUCAUCAUCGAAAGUGUAUGGGAUGGUUCCACAUACUGACAGUGACUUCCUCACAAUAUUGUGCCAAGACCAUGUUGGAGGUUUGCAAGUGGCCAAAGAUGGAAAAUGGGUUAGUGUUAAACCCAAUCCAGAGGCUUUAAUUAUCAUCAUUGGUGAUUUAUUCCAGGCAUGGAGCAAUGGUGUGUACAAGAGCAUAGAGCACAGGGUUGUGACCAAUCAUGAAGUAGAAAGGUUUUCUGUUGGAUAUUUUUUCUGUCCUACCAUUGAGACUGUCAUACAAACUUGCAAGGAGCCUCCAUUGUACAGGAAAUUUAGCUUCAGAGAGUACAGAGGACAAGUUCAAGAGGAUGUCAAGACUGCCGGCACCAAAAUAGGGCUUUCGAAGUUUCUCAUGUGAAGACCAUGGCUUUAAACAAUAUACGUGUUGGAAUUAGCGAUAGUUAUAUAUCGUAUCGGUGAAUAGUACACUGUGUUUGGUUUGAGUUUUUUGAAUUAAGUUUUUUGAAAAUUGAA
This is a messenger RNA of Camellia sinensis, 1176 nucleotides long. RefSeq names its product gibberellin 2-beta-dioxygenase 8. NCBI's taxonomy places the organism in Eukaryota, Viridiplantae, Streptophyta, Magnoliopsida, Ericales, Theaceae. The record is from RefSeq and is a predicted model, not a curated record.